Messenger RNA from Danio aesculapii, 2287 nucleotides. RefSeq names its product serine (or cysteine) peptidase inhibitor, clade H, member 2 (gene serpinh2). Gene Ontology annotation, cellular component: endoplasmic reticulum. Gene Ontology annotation, molecular function: serine-type endopeptidase inhibitor activity. Bases 158 to 1390 code for a protein of 410 amino acids. Lineage: Eukaryota; Metazoa; Chordata; Actinopteri; Cypriniformes; Danionidae. The transcript has 5 exons. Gene Ontology annotation, biological process: collagen fibril organization; negative regulation of endopeptidase activity. The record is from RefSeq and is a predicted model, not a curated record.
AGUCCACAGAGAGCGCAUUCGGCUGGAGGAAAAGUGAGCAAACUGUGAAAAGACCCUCCUCUGCCACGUCUGAACCUGCCCUGUCAGUUCCUUUCAGCUCAAACCUGCAGAAGAAGCCGGAAGAUAGAAGGAAGCUUUAAUUAAUUAACGUUCUGCAAUGCAGCCCAUCUUUCCUCUUCCUCUCCUGUUUCUCCUGUUGGCUCAACAAAGCGUUUGGUCAUCUACUCCACAGGAACCAAAAGUUCAAGGCUCUCCUCCAGAAAUCUCCAGCUUACAUCACCCCACCUGGAGCCUGGGACUGCAGCUGUACAGGUCGCUCCGCACCAACGGUUCCCAGACCAACACCUUCAUCUCCCCGCUUCUGUUGGCCAACUCCUUGCUGGCUCUAGGGGGUGGAGCGAAAGGAUCCACAGCCAGCCAGUUUCAUGAUCUCCUGAGCAUCACCAAAAAUGAGAAUGUUGUAGGAGAGACUUUGUCCGCAGCAAAGAAGGCUGUGCAUGAAUCGAAUGGAACCAGCCACAUAUUGCACAGUUCCUCUGCACUGUUUUCCAAACAAGCCCCUGAACUGGAGAAGAGCUUUUUGGAGAAGCUCCAGACCCACUUUGGGAUGCAGCAUGUGGCCCUGGAGGAGACCGACAUGGAGAAGCUCCAGUCCUGGGCUAAAAGUGGGAUGGAUGGGAAAGAGGCAGCAGCUCUGAAACCGGCACUGGAGACCAAAGCUGGAGCCAUGAUACUGGCCAAUGCAAUGCACUUUAAAGGAUUGUGGGAUCGAGGCUUUUACCAUGAAAACCAAGAUGUACGCAGCUUCCUAGGAACCAAAUACACUAAAGUUCCCAUGAUGCACAGAUCAGGUGUGUACGGUCAUUAUGAGGACAUGGAGAACAUGGUGCAGGUUUUGGAACUGGGCCUGUGGGAAGGGAAAGCCAGUAUUGUGCUGCUUUUGCCCUUUCAUGUGGAGAGCUUGGCUCGGCUAGACCGUCUGCUGACCCUGGAUCGGCUGGAGAAGUGGUUUGGGAAACUAAACUCCACAAGUAUGGCAUUAUCCCUCCCGAGAACCAAGAUGAGUAGCGCGGUCAAUCUGCAGAAACAGCUGGCCACAUUGGGUCUGGUUGACGCGUGGAAUGAGACAUCAGCCGAUUUCUCCACUUUGUCAAGCCUAGGACGGGGAAAGCUUCACCUGGGAGCAGUGCUGCAUUGGACAACCUUUGAACUGGCCCCAGAGUCCGGCAGCAAGGAUGAUGUAUUUGAGGACGAGGAUGUGAAGAAGCCUAAAAUCUUCUAUGCAGAUCAUUCCUUCAUUAUACUAGUCAGGGACAACAGCACUGGGGCAUUGCUCAUGAUAGGUGCUCUGGACCACACAGAUGGCCCUGCAAUUCACGACGAGCUGUAAAGCCAAAAUACUUGACCCUCUGGCACUGACAAAUCAGCUUAAGAGCCAAAAUGGCUGACCUACGGGUAUUGACAAUAAACUGACCCACUUAUCUACUACAAAUCCACUGUCUUUCAUCUGUUGGCCUUAUGUGCUGACAUGUUACAUUGUGCUUGUUUUACAAAUUCACAAGAGCUUAGGAUAGUAUUUAGUUAAAAAAAAUGUUUGGGUCUGCACUGAAUCUGCCUCACAGAUUUCUGUGGAAAUCGUUCCAGAUUUUAUCAGAAUAAAUAAGUUUAAUGCAACUUGUAGUUUUGUUUAUUAAAUAUUUGUACAACGUUGAUAGAUCUUUCAGCUGCCACUAUCAGUUAAAAAACCUUUAUAUCUUUGAACAUUUAGUUAAUUUUUUUCACAUAUUUUGUAGUGCUGUUAAAUACAAUUAUUCCAAUCUCUAAAUUAAUAUCUACACUUAAAAACAUAACUCUUAAGAUUUGCUUUAUCAAAUCUUUGUACCAAUUUGCACGAGCAAGAUAAUAUCUUAUAUCAAGUACAAUUAACUUAUCAUUCAUUCAUUCAUUCAUUUUCUUUUUGGCUUAGUCCCUUUGUUAAUCUGGGGUCACAUUAGCGGAAUGAACCGCCAACUUAUCCAGCACGUUUUUACGCAGCGGAUGCUCUUCCAGCCGCAACCCAUCUCUGGAAAACAUCCAUACACAGUCAUUCACUACGGACAAUUUAGCCUACCCAAUUCACCUGUACCGCAUGUCUUUAGACUGUGGGGGAAACCGGAGCACUUGGAGGAAACGCACGCGAACGCAGGGAGAACAUGCAAAUUCCACACGGAAACGCCAACUGACCAAGCCGAGGCUCGAACCAGCGACCUUCUUGCUGUGAGGCGACAGCACUACCUACUGCGCCACU